AUGGGCAACCUGAAGCGAAAAGAUGCCCCCGGUGGCCAUCCCCCGUCAAAGUCGGCCAAGAGCUCCAAGGCAGCCCGGCCGUCCAAGAACGAUGCGUCCAGCAAAGAUGCGAAGCCGGCCGCCACCACGGCGCCCAACAAGGCCGCCGAGUCUGACAACAAGCCCCCCAAAGCACCUGUUGUCUCGCUCUUAAGGGAUGAAGAGCCCGUAUUUCCUCGUGGUGGCGGUAGCGUCCUCACGCCCCUGGAGCAGAAGCAGAUCCAGCUCGAGGCAAAGGCGGAUGCCAUGCGCGAGGACGAGCUCGACGUCGGCGGCAAGGCGCAGCAGAAGAAGAAGAGGAGAAUGGCACUGAAGAGCGACAAGAAGGCUCCAGUUUCCAAAGACGGCGACGAUGCCAUCAGGGUGGAGAGUCUCAACUUCAAGAAACUCGUCAAAGGCUCACUCGUCCUCGGCCAAGUCUGUCGGAUCAACAACCUCGACAUCGAGAUUGCCCUUCCUUAUAAUCUUACUGGCUACGUCCCAAUUGUUGCAGUCUCAGACCAGUUGACCGGCAGGCUGCAGAAUGCGGCCGCCGAAAAGGAUGACGGUUCAGAAAACGGCUCCGAUGACGACGAAAGCGACGUCGACCUCAAGUCCAUCUUCGCCAUCGGCCAAUACCUGAGAGUCCACGUCGUCUCUACCCUGGAUGAAUCCGUCGCCGGCAGGGGAAGGCGGAAAAUCGAGCUCUCUCUGCGCCCUGCCGAAGCCAACUCCGGCUUGGGCAAGGACGACGUGACACCUUUCUGCACUGUCAUGGCAUCCGUGGUCAGCCUUGAGGACCGUGGCUGUGUCAUGGACAUGGGCAUUCCUGAUUUGCGAGCUUUCCUCCCCACUAGCGAGAUCGACCCGACCAUCGACCACGAGCGACUCCAGCCCGGCGCCGUCUUCCUCUGCCACGUCGCCGGCAAGCGCUCCAACGGCCGGGUUGCCCAGCUGUCUCUUUUGCAGGAAAAGAUAGGCAGCAUCAGGCACGUCCCCUCGGAGGCGACGACAAUCAGCACCUUUCUACCCGGUACCACCGUCAGUGUCUUGGUCUCCAAUGUCGACAGGAGAGGCCUCGCUGGAAAAGUCAUGGGCCAUCUCGACGUCACGGCAGACCUGGUCCAUUCCGGUGCCGGACCCGACGGGACGGACUUAGAGUCGACAUACAAGAUUGGGACCAAGGUCAAGGCCCGGAUUAUCUGCAACUUCCCAACUGCCAAAGACCCCAAGCUGGGCAUCUCCCUGCUCCCUCACGUUAUGUCUUUGACCAUGAAGCAUCCGGACACGGAUGCUAACAAGCUUCCCACUGCGGUGCUGCCUGUGUCCUCACUCGUCAAGGAAUGCACCGUACGCCACGUGGAGGCCGAGAUUGGGCUCUUUGUCGACACAGGCAUCGCCGGCCUCAGCGGCUUUGUACACAUUUCACGUGUCAAGGAUGGCAAGGUCGACGCCUUGUACGAGUCCAGCGGGCCCUACCAGCUCGGAUCAGUUCACCAAGGUCGCGUCGUUGGCUACAGCGAGCUCGACGGCCUCUUCCACAUCUCUUUCCAGAAGACCAUCUUGGAGCAGCAGUACAUCCGCCUCGAGGACGUGCCCAUCGGGGGAGUGGUUGACUGCGAGAUUGAGAAGCUCGUCAUCAACGAAGAGGGGGUGAGCGGAUUGAUUGUCAAAGUCGCUGACGGAAUAACUGGAUUUGUUCCUGAGCGCCACCUGUCCGAUGUUCGACUGCAGCAUCCCGAAAAGAAGUUCCGCGAAGGCAUGAAGGUGAAGGCCCGGGUUCUCUCCACGAAUCUCUCCAAAAAGCGGAUGCGACUCACUCUCAAGAAGACCCUGGUCAAUUCCGAGGCUCCCGUCAUCAAGACUUACGAUGAAGUCAGUGUCAGCAUGCACGUUCCCGGUACCAUCAUCAAGCUGCAGCAGAACGGCGCCCACAUCCAGUUCUACGGCUCCCUCCGAGGCUUUCUCCCCGUCUCUGAGAUGAGCGAGGCCUACAUUCGUGAACCGUCGGAGCACUUCCGCUUGGGCCAAGUCGUCAGCGUUCAUGUUCUCGACGUUGAUCCCGAGAAGCGAAGGCUGAUACUGUCGUGCAAAGACCCUUCCGCCUUUGGCCUCGACAAGCAGAGCGCGCUGAAGAGCCUGCAGCUGGGCGAUCUCGUAUCGGCUAAGGUCAUCCAGAAAACCGAGGAUCAGGUCUUCGUCGAGCUCGAGGGCAGCCAGCUCAAGGCCAUGCUGCCGGUAGGACAUCUCACAGACAAGUCGGCGUCCAAGAACAUGUUCGCCCUCAAACGCAUCUCCGCAGGGCAGACGCUGUCGGAUCUGAUGGUGAUUGACAAGAACGAAAAUCGGCGAGCCAUCAUCCUCACCCAGAAACCGAGCCUUAUCCAGGCAUCCAAAGAUGGGAAGCUUCUUUCAAACUUUGACGAUGUCAGGAUGGAUGCUGUGUUUCCAUCCUUUGUGAGGAAUAUUACGCCAACGGCCGUCUUUGUCCAGUUCGCUGGAAGUCUGAAUGCUCUCCUGCCCAAGUCCCGUCUGCCCGCCGAGGCUCAGUCCCAGCCAGACUUUGGCAUGCAAAAGUACGACUCGAUUGAGGUCAGGGUGAUAUCCAUUAUCCAAGAUCUGCAGCGCAUCGCCGUCGCUCCUUCCUCGGCUAGCUCUGAAGAAGCGGACAAGUCCAAGGGUGGCAAGUCAGCCGACAAGGGUCCGGCACCGGCGGACGGCUUGACCUCUGGAAGCGUGGCCAGGGCCAGAAUCACAUCAGUCAAGCAGACGCAACUCAACGUGCAGCUUGUCGGCAGCGAGGCGCAGGGGCGAAUCGAUGUGUCUCAAGUCUUUGACAGUUGGGAUGGCAUUGCCGAUGCCAAGAAUCCCCUUGGCGCGUUUCACAAAAAACAGCAGUUGAAAGUCAAGGUCAUUGGCGUUCACAACGCAAAGGACCACCGCUUCCUGCCCAUAUCCCACAGAUCGGCGCACUCGGUCCUCGAACUGACGGCGAAGCCGAGCGAUUUCAAGGUCGAGACACCGAAACCGCUCUCGCUGGACUCGGUCAAGGUCGGCGACUCUUAUGUCGCCUUUGUCAAUAACGUCAGCCCUGGGUGCCUGUGGGUCAACCUGUCGCCGAGCGUGCGCGGCCGCAUCUCGGUCAUGGAGGCUUCGGAUGACUUGUCGCAAGUGAAUGACUUGGAGGCAAACUUCCCGGUGGGGUCCGCUUUGAAAGUCAACGUCAUUUCGGUCGAUGCUGAGAAUAACCGUUUGGAUUUAUCUGCUCGAUCCUCGAGCACUUCUGAAGCAGUCUCUUGGAGCGCGCUAAAGCCCAACAUGAUCCUGCCCGGCAGGGUCACCAAGGUCAACGAGCGGCAAGUCUUGGUCAAACUCAGCGAAAGCGUCUCCGGCCCGGUCCACCUCCCGGACAUGGUCGAUAAAUACGACGAUAUUAACACUCUGAACUACAAGAAGAAUGAUAUUGUUCGAGUCUCAAUCGUCGAGGUCGACGCGAGCAACAAGAGGCUUCGCUUGUCGUUGCGGCCCUCGCGCAUCAUGAGCUCUACUUUACCCGUGGCUGACCACGAAAUCAGCAACUUUUCCCAGAUCUCUGCCGGCGACGUUGUUCGAGGCUUUGUCAAAAACGUCUCUGAUAAGGGCUUGUUCGUUCUUCUAGGAGGGCAGGUCACGGCCUUGGUCAAGAUUACAAACUUGUCUGACAGGUUUUUGAAGGAGUGGAAGGAUCAGUUUCAGGUUGACCAGCUGGUCAAAGGCCGGGUAAUCGCCGUCGAUGCCGCAGCACGCCAGGCCGAGCUGAGCCUCAAGGCCUCGAUGGUCGACGAGGAUUUCGUGCCUCCGACCACCUUUCACGACAUCAAGAAGGGCCAGGUGAUCACGGGCAAGGUGCGCAAAGUCGAAGAUUUUGGGGCGUUUAUCCUGGUCGAUAACUCUGCGAACGUGAGCGGUCUCUGCCACCGCAGUCAGAUGGCCGACAAGGCCGUGAGGGAUGCCACCAAAUUGUACAAGGAGGGUGACGCUGUCAAGGCGCUGGUUCUGGAAGUGGACGCCGGAAAACGAAGAAUCAACUUUGGCCUGAAGCCUUCUCUCUUCGCGGACGAAGACACAGACAUGGACUCUAACAGCUCGGAUGCGGGGGCCCCUCUGCCUGAAGACGACGACAGUGACGAGGAUGCGGACAUGGACGACGAUGCAGAGGAGAGCGACGACGAGGACGGCGAAAGCGACGACGAAAUACAAGCCGCAGCCGACAAGAAAGCCAAUGGUCUUGCCGUCGGCAAGAAGUCGGCUUGGUCGGCUGACCCGUUCAAUGACUCGGGCUCCGAGUCUGACCAAGGCGAGGAAAAGAAGGAGGCUGAGAAGAAGAAGAGAAAGCGGAGAAAGGCCGAGAUUGAGGUCGACAAAACUGCCGAGCUGGACGCCCACGGCCCGCAGACCACAAGCGACUAUGAGCGACUUUUGUUGGGCCAGCCGGAUUCGUCAGAGCUCUGGAUUGCGUACAUGGCCUUCCAGAUGCAAGUCAGUGAGCUGCCCAAGGCGCGCGAGGUGGCGGAGCGUGCAAUCAAGACCAUCAAUAUCAGAGAAGAGACAGAGAAGCUCAACGUCUGGGUGGCAUAUCUCAACCUGGAGGUGACGUACGGCAACAAACGGACGGUAGAGGAGGUAUUUACGCGGGCCUGCCAGUACAAUAACGAACAAGAAGUGCAUGAGCGACUGGCCAGCAUCUACAUUCAGUCCUCGAAGCUCAAGGACGCCGAUGGUCUAUUCGAAGCCAUGCUGAAGAAGUUCGGCGCCAAGUCGCCCCACGUUUGGAUCAACUAUGCCCACUUCCUCCACGCCACGCUGAACGAGCCUGGUCGCGCCAGGGCCCUUUUGCCGCGAGCGACGCAGCAACUUGACAAGCGUCAUCCCCAGAACAUCAUCAGCCGCUUCGCCGCUCUCGAAUUUCGAUCGCCAAACGGCGAGGCAGAACGGGGCAGGACCAUGUUUGAGAGCCUCUUGGCGACGUGGCCGAGGAAGGGCGAUCUCUGGAGCCAACUGCUCGACCUCGAGACUGGUGUCUCUGGGGCAGGGGCGGAGCCGACGGCAGUACGAGACGUGUUUGAACGGAGACUGCGGGUCAAGGGACUCAAGCCUCAACAGGCCGAGAAGUGGUUUAGGAGAUGGGCUGCGUGGGAGGAAACACUGGAUCCCAAGGGCAAGGAAAAGGUGAUGGCCAAGGCGCAAGACUGGGCCGCGGCAUACAAAGCCAAGAAGGAAGGCGAGGCGGCCGCGCAGGAAAAUGCCAUGGAGGAGUGA
Messenger RNA from Hirsutella rhossiliensis, 5316 nucleotides. Its product is annotated as s1 RNA binding domain-containing protein. Gene Ontology annotation, molecular function: protein binding; RNA binding. Bases 1 to 5316 code for a protein of 1771 amino acids. Gene Ontology annotation, biological process: rRNA processing. The record is from RefSeq and is a predicted model, not a curated record. Gene Ontology annotation, cellular component: small-subunit processome; nucleolus. Lineage: Eukaryota; Fungi; Ascomycota; Sordariomycetes; Hypocreales; Ophiocordycipitaceae. The transcript is spliced from 4 exons.